Mycena citricolor is the source of this 576-nucleotide messenger RNA. NCBI's taxonomy places the organism in Eukaryota, Fungi, Basidiomycota, Agaricomycetes, Agaricales, Mycenaceae. The record is from the annotation of a GenBank genome assembly.
GGCGGUCACACUCCUCACCAACUCUCCCUGCAUGCUCCCGCCGGCAAUACUUCGCGCGCGCCUCGCAUCUGCUCCUGCCAACGGGCACACCACGUUUCUGCCACAGAUACGAAAGCUUGUGUUCGAAUUCUGCAACGACUGGCCGUCCUCUGCCAACACACGAACUUUUCUCCAGCGAGAGCUCAUUCCCUUUGCUCGCGAAAACCCGCAUGUCGAGAUUGUAGUUAAGCAGCGUAAUCGCAAGGAACCAAUUGUCAGGGGUUUCUAUGUCAACGGCCGAGACAAGGUCAUUGCCCUGCACAAACUGGAGGUCACCGGUAUCCAUAAAAAGCUUGACCUCCUUUUGGAUGCUUCAGGAUUGAAGAUCAAGCCUCUCAAACGACGGACGAUAGAGAGCACAACGGAAGCUGCUCGCGGAAUCUGGAGUGGUCUGCAUGCUGAGCGGCCAACACUAUGAAAAGCCCACUGAUGGCGGGGCUCCGAGGUCCGGUCGGGCCUGGCCAAGCCCGCUUCCCAUUCGUUUCUUCAGACUUCCUGUAUUCGCGGUAACUUGAAUCUCAUUACGUGAUCACCUCA